Molecule: messenger RNA, 1302 nt
Organism: Symbiodinium sp. CCMP2592
Lineage: Eukaryota; Dinophyceae; Suessiales; Symbiodiniaceae
Source: the annotation of a GenBank genome assembly
AUGGUUGACGGAGGAAAGAAUGAAGAACAAACACAGCUGGGGCAAGGACAUGAUCAAGCAAGUGGUUCAGUACUGCCUGAAGUUCCCGGCCACACUCACGAGGAAGGAACAGCCGAGCACCCUGUCGAUGUGGCUUCCGGCGUUGCAUCGGGGUUUAUCGGUGACCCGACUUUGGACAGGGAGAAUGGCCGGGAGCCGCCGAAGGCGAAUGCGGAGCAGACGAAGGUUAAAGAUGAGCUUAAGCGCUACAUGGAUGCCCUGUUGGCGAAAAGCCGGACUGUGACGCGAAUGAUUGAGCAGCUCAACGAGCCCUACAACCCCAAGCCGACCGAAGGAACAGUCAAGUUGGCUGAGGAGCUGAUGAGCAUCGCCACGCCCAUCUCGGGGGCGUACGAGCAGAUGGCCGGCCUGGUUUCCAAGCUGGAGAUGGAGGAUGUGGAUCAUGCUGGAAUCCAGAGGCGGGGCGAGGCUUUCAGACGGGCGGAUCAGGAUGAGGAGCCUGAGCAAGUCCCCGAGCCUAAGAAUCCUCGGCAGAGGCGCCGCAAGGGCAAGGGUACUUCAGAGACCGCCAAGCUUCUGGCUGGUGACGUCGGGCGUGGCUCUUCAACAGCUCGUGGUGCAAUUCGGAUGGCGAAGGCUGUCACGAAGGAUUUCGGUUUUGGGGCUUGCAACACGCUCAGGAAGCUGAGCAAGGGAUCAGAAACCAAGUCUGAAGAUGCUGUUCACAGGUGUCUGCAACAUUUGCGACUUGAUGUCCCCAUCAGCACCGUUUCUAUUCAUGGCGAUUCAGAAUUUCCUAUUCUGCGGGCAGGGGAUUUCGUGAAGUGUAUGGAUCGGUGUGGGUUUUGGGACAAGAUCUUUGGUACCCCGAACCUGGAAAGGGGUGAACAGAUGUGCUAUGAUUAUUGGUGCAAAUAUCGGAAGCUAUACCCAAACUUCGACCUCUUCAACACAAACCUGCCACUGAGCCGUUGCCUCCCGAUUUACAUACACGGAGAUGAGGGGCAGCAUUACAAAAAGGCGGCGGUCAUGGUCAUACAAUGGCAGAGCGUUUUUGGCCGGGGAACCAGCUUGAAUAACCCCAACAUCCAUGGCAACCUGUCGGAGAAAAAAUACUUUGUCAAUCAGCGGGGUAUUACUCUGGCGACCCGCUUCGUUUAUGCAGUGAUGCCGAAAGAACAUUAUGGCGAGGAUGGAGAGUCUCUUGAGGAUGUUUUCCAGCACAUUUGUUCGGAUCUACGAGAAGCAUACCUGUCGGGGGUCACGUUGGAGGACGGCUUCGAUAUAUCUCAGGAUGAUUGA